AUGCCGCCCAUUGCCACGCACCCGAGCGAUCUCUAUGGUCUUUACGAAGCCUUCAAUACGAACACCCACGAAUUCUUGUACACCACUUUCUCAGCUGUUGAUGACGACGAUGUUUUCUACUUUGGUCAACUGAAUGUCCCCCAACUCAAGAUUACCCCGGAACAAUUCACUGCUGCGCUUGAACGGAUCCCCGACCAAGAUAUCUUUCCCCAAUUGCUGUCGGAUGCUCGCUUGACCAUUGCCCCGGAUGAGCUGGACACCGAUGCCUUCUACAUCAAGCGCGCAAGGUUAGGAGCGUACGAGGAGCAUAGAAAGGACAAUACCCUGUCCACUAUUCCAACACUGGUUCUUGACGAGAUACAUGCCUUGCAAAUCGUCUCGGAACAACCUCACCCUGGCAUCAUCAGGUACCAUGGUCGUCGUCACUCAUACAACCUAAAGGAGCGUUUACUUGAGUCAGCGGUGCGGCAUAUCCAUUCGCUGGGCCUUGCUCAGAACGACAUUAACCCAUGCCAACAUUUUCGUCAACGCUGCCCGUAUACCGGUUUUAGUGGACUUUGGUUUUGUCGCGAGAUUGUGCCCAAGUUAGGAGCAUUUCGGGGAACAGUCGGUUGGUUCGAAGGCGACAUGCUCGAUUACAACACUUCAGAGAAAAGCCACGACUGGCUUUGGGUGGGGCUACAGUCUGGGAAGAGGGGCCCUACUUCGUACAGGUAA
Messenger RNA from Parathielavia appendiculata, 717 nucleotides. RefSeq lists its product as uncharacterized. The coding region runs from base 1 to 717 and encodes 238 amino acids. The transcript has 5 exons. The record is from RefSeq and is a predicted model, not a curated record. NCBI's taxonomy places the organism in Eukaryota, Fungi, Ascomycota, Sordariomycetes, Sordariales, Chaetomiaceae.